CCAAGAUGUCAGCGCCCACGAUACCAAAACAUCACAUACGAAAGGAAGUUUGUGACGCUCGCCCUGCAUAUCGCGAAGGCCGACGGGCAAAAGCAGUAAAGGUUUAUACUGUCAACCAGGAGUCCAGGUAUCUGCUUGUUCAAGGAGUCCCAGCUGUGGGAGGCUGUGCGGAGCUGGUCAAGUUGUUUGCAGUAUAUGGUGCAAUAGAAGAAUACAGGAUCCUUGAUGAAUACCCUGCUGAGGAGUUCACAGAGGUCUACUUAUUCAAAUUCUUGAAGAUCCAGUCAGCAAGAUUUGCGAAGAGGAAGAUCGAUGACUACUCUUUCUUCGGGGGAGUGCUCCACGUGUGUUACGCUCCGGAGUAUGAAUCUGUAGAAGACACCCGGGAGAAGCUACAGGACAGAAGGAAAGUCAUCGCUGCCAAACUCAGACAGCAUGGAUCGAGUUCAGCACCUGUGUCUGACAGAACCAGCAAUGAAGAAAAUAACCUUUAUGAUGAAAGACAGCCAAGUACUUCCCAGCCAACUCACUCCAAGGGCACACCACAGAUGGUGGACAGUCAGAGGGUGCCUUCUAUCCAUCCAACCUCUGCAGAGCCUUCUAUCCAUCCAGCUUCUACAGCCCCACAUGCACACAGUGUCAACAGAUCCCAACCAGCCUAUCAAGGGGCAGGGUUCGAGUCAUCAAAACACAAAGGGGGAGAUAACUCUGUACCUUUUGAGAAACUGUGGUUACCUCCCCCUCCUGUGAAUAGGGGGCCUAUGGGAUUCAGGCCACCUGUUCACAACAGAUAUGAAUACGCCUGGGUUCAAAGCUCCCAUGCUACCCUACCAAGUAAUUACGAUGGUAGAAUUGACCAAUCAGCAACUCUUGCAUGGUCACAUGACCCUGAGGUGGUUCAGGGGCCAAAAAGUAAUCCAAAGAUGGACAGAUUUGAACAAGAGACAAAGGAGGAUAAUGGAGAGUCCAAAAGGAAAGAAGUGGAUAUGCCCAAAACAGGUGAAAAGGUAGUGAGUGGCUUGAUAGUUAGAGAAUAUAAGAAAGCUGGCAAAGUUCCGAAGUUUGUUCCAAGACAGGCGCUGAAAAAAGCUGGUGUUAAAGAUGGUGAAUCACCAAAACCCAAGACUGAGAAUGAUGCUUUGAACAAGCAGAUCCGCGUCAAUGCGUUUACUCUGGCCGACACACAGGGGCCAGCUAUGCCAGGGAACGGUGAUCAGAAAGUCAACGUACAUCCUGGUGCUCAGAAAGCUGUCAAUCAAACUGUGAAAGAAAUCCGCAAGCGUAUCUCAAAGUUCAUAUCGGAAAAAGUUCCACAACAGAAAAAGGCUAAAGAAAGCUGACAGGAGAUGGCAUCAUUCCUGAUCUGUAAAGGAAAGUGAAACAUGGUCUUAUCAGUCAUAAGUCCUGUGUUCGAUUCUCGCACAUGGGAACUAUUGUUGGUGUUCCCCCAGUGACAAGGCUGGAAUACUGCUGAAAGCAACAUGAAGGUCAACUCACAAACUCAAAGAAGAACUCAAAGGAGAAUAUUGAAUUAACAAACUGGACUCAGUAAUCAAGAGGCUUCUUGAAACUGGAAGAGAGAAUGUUUCAAUACUUUUAGCACAUCAGGCAGGUUGCAAUCCAGUUCUUUCAGAUUUGACUUCCUGGAAGUAAGUAGAGCAUCUGCCCAGAGAGCGGAAGGUCAGUUUGUGGGUUGAUGUAUCAUAAGACGUCAAAAGAUGGUACUUGUUACCCUGCCUGGUGCUCGGCAUUAAGGGGAUAGAUAAAACAAGGACUGGUUGGCUUGGAGUUUGUUCCCUGCUUGGAAGGGUUGCUUAUCUUGCAGUCAUCAGUCAACUCUUGUUCAGGGUAAAUCCAGGUACUGAGACAAAGCAUCUAUUUAUCCAGUUUGUCACUUGUCCAACAAGGUUAUUUCCAAAUUAAUUUUAUUGAUUACGUCUCGUGAACACUAUAUCAUGCUAUAUAUACACAAAGGUAUCAUCUCUUGUCAAAUGAUUAAUUCGCCUUCAUUAAUGACUCUGUGGACAAGGGAAAUUUCCUUCAUAUAAGUGUUUUCCGCUUCCCCAAUUCUGGUUUUCUGAUUUCAAAUGAAGAUAUUGGUGUUGUCAGAACCAAAGAAGGAAGGUAUCCUCCUGUUCCUUUGUGACAAGCUACGACUAGAUUCUGUCCUGUUUCCUGGCCACAGACCAAACAUUCUCAUAUGAUCUCCACACAUCUUUACAGCCCAUCCAUGAACAGAUGACGGUGGUGUCUUCUUUGCAGUCUAGUCAAAACUACUUCCAGAAAUACACAAAGAAUGAUGGAUUGUUACGAAGACUGCCAUGACAUGGCUUGCUUUGGUGUGACACUGUGCAAACUUGCAUCCCAUCAUAUGUUGGAGGGUUCGAAUCACAUAUUUGCCCUGAUAAUGGUUGUUGAUUUGUCAGCAUGAUACACAUCCAGAUGUUUAGCUCACCUGGCUGUCAAGACAGUAAGCAUUAAGAAUAUGGAUGAGUUCCCUUUAUGCUUAUGGGAAAUAAAAAACUAAAAAUGU
Messenger RNA from Haliotis rufescens (red abalone), 2533 nucleotides. RefSeq lists its product as uncharacterized. Gene Ontology annotation, molecular function: nucleic acid binding. NCBI's taxonomy places the organism in Eukaryota, Metazoa, Mollusca, Gastropoda, Lepetellida, Haliotidae. The record is from RefSeq and is a predicted model, not a curated record. The transcript has 5 exons. Bases 6 to 1340 code for a protein of 444 amino acids. Gene Ontology annotation, cellular component: nucleoplasm.